Molecule: messenger RNA, 1504 nt
Organism: Poeciliopsis prolifica (blackstripe livebearer)
Lineage: Eukaryota; Metazoa; Chordata; Actinopteri; Cyprinodontiformes; Poeciliidae
Gene: ndufaf1
Product: NADH:ubiquinone oxidoreductase complex assembly factor 1
Exons: 5
Coding region: 183-1097 (304 amino acids)
Biological process (GO): mitochondrial respiratory chain complex I assembly; mitochondrial electron transport, NADH to ubiquinone
Cellular component (GO): mitochondrion
Source: RefSeq, a predicted model, not a curated record
AGAUGGUGUUUCCUGUGCGGACAGAGUCAACCUUGAAUUCAUCUGUGUCUGUUUGUAGCAUUUAAUACCUGUAUUGAAUUGCUUUGUUGUGCUGUCUGUUCCAUCAAUGCAGUCGGCCUCUGGUUGGUUGGACCACUUACAACGCGGAAAGAGUGAGCGAAAAAGACUCAUCCAGAUCGCACAUGUUCCUUCCGAAUAUCUCGCGCGUCCCUGCAUCCGGGCUCCUGCGCUGCAUCCGUGACCUGCUCUGUCUCCCGCGCUCCAUCGCGCCUCUCGCCGCGCCCAGUAGAGGUUUGACUCAGAUGGGCUACCGGCGGCCCGGCCAGCCUAGAGAGGACAAGCCCCCGUGGUGGAGGGUCAAGUUCGACCUCUCUAAGGGUCUGAAGGGCAUGAAGAGGCACUUCAAGCUGCUGAAGGAGGAGUUCUUCGCCGAAUUAGUUGGUCCGGGGGGCAAACCCCUCAUCGUGCACAUGCUGGAGCAGAACCAGGUGUUGUGGGAGUUCAGGGGCCCCCACAGCCUCCAGGAGUGGACGAUUUCCUGCGACAGGGAGAUCGGAGGCAAAAGCGAGAUUUACCUGAAGGUCGGAAGGAACAAUGAAAGCUGCCUUCUGUACGGGAACCUUUGCUCCGAUCCUCCUAAAGACGGAGAAACGUGCUACAGCGGAUACUGCACCAUGCGUGCCAAGCAAUCUCUGGGUUCGUUUGACAGGAAGAAGUACUACGACUGGUCCAGCUUCAACACCCUCCACCUGCGCAUCCGGGGUGACGGCCGGCCGUGGAUGAUCAAUAUUAUAGUAGACUCCUACUACAGUCACCAGAAAGAUGACAUGUAUAGCUACUUCAUGUUCACCAGGGGAGGACCCUACUGGCAAGAUGUGAAAAUCCCGUUCUCCAAGUUCUUCCUGGCUAGUCGGGGGAGGAUACAAGAUGACCAGCACGAUAUCUGGCUGGACAAGGUUAAUUCCAUUGGAUUUACUCUUGGAGACAAAGUAGAUGGUCCCUUCCAGCUCGAAAUCGAUUUCAUCGGCGUGUGCAGAGAUUACGCACACACUGAGGACUUCGCAUACGAGAAGUACAAGAGGAACCCUGAAGUUUGAGAGUUCCCGCAACACAGGAUUCAAGCAGGACAUGAGGACUUGUGACAAGAUCCGUUUUUCCCCCCUUCAUCUGUACAUUUAGAACAAGCCUGGUAAAAAAAACAAAUAUAUUAACGUUUCACACCAGAAAGGUUUUAAAAUUUCUCAUCCUUUUGUAUGCAGUUUUCAAAAUAAACCAUAAAUUAAUUCAUUUAUAGCACAUACAUCUGUCGUGGUCAGCCUUUAAAUGCCGAUGAAUUGGAAAAUAUAAGUGUACAAUACAGAAAUAUUCUCCUACUCUACAGGAAUCCCACUGAUGUUCUUUAAAGAGGAAUUAUCACAAAGAUUAAACCUUUUUUUUUUUCCUCAUGGAAAAUUUGAAUUUUAUUACAAAAUUCAAUAAUAAAGCAUCACAAUUAAGAAAAGGC